AUGAAUUCAAGCUCGGCAGGCGUGGCGUCAGAGUCUGCUGUGUUUGAGGACAGAGUUGCCUUGGAUAAGCUAUCUAGCCUAGUGUCGGGCCUUAUUGACAAGCUGAACAGGACCCCGGCACCGCCGGAUGCAUCUACGGACACCAGGAAUGACUUUAGUGGUUUUCAUGCCCUCUCGUCAUCUAAAGACGAGGCGGGGGUUGCCCCUGCUAGCCAGCCAGACCCUCUUGAUGGGUUAGACCACCUCACUCGUGACGAUGAUGUAGAUGAAGAUUUUCCGAGGGCUUUGGGUGACCUUUCUGGCCACUUCCAUGGCGAGGAGGAGAAGGGAGAGCCGCUCGCCGACAGCUUGGCCACUAUCCUCAACGCUAGCCUUCGCCAUCAGCCUGUGUCUGAAAGUGUAAAGUUAACGUGUGCAAAGAUUAAGCUCCCGAGUAAUGUGCCGAACCUCACGAUGCCUGUGACAAACGCAGCUAUAACCAAGGCCAUGAGUGUGAAUGGAUGUCUGGUAGAUGCCAAGCUUUUCCAGACUAACUGCCUGUUGACAAAGGCAAUAGUUCCCAUUGCUGUGUGUGUUAAUGAUAUUGGACAGAAGAAAGAUCCACAAGGUAGGUUGGUUGGGCCGGCCGUCUCUCCGCCCUUCCUCCAAGACGUCUGGCAAGAGGUUUUCUUCCUCUUCACGGUCAUCACACCGUCCCUCUCAGGCUCAUUACCAGUCCCGCCCUCGUUCUCAGACCCGGCCUUUUUUCGGCCAGCAGCCUCCCCAGGGGAAGGGGAUGCACGGGCCGAAACUACACCAGCACUAAUCCCUCUGGAAUGUGAGAACCUGGCUGGACCUUGCUAUGUUUUCAAGAAUCAUUUUGCUCCUGGCUUUGUCUUUCAACUGGAAAAUGGAGAUAUUGACAAACUCAUCAAGUCUGUGAUGAUUUUGAUUGAUGUAUUUCUGAAGGAGAAGGUGGCCCACAAUAUGUUUAUUACCAGAGGAACCCCUCUAUUGUCUGCCUGCUAUUCUGAAGAUACAUAUAGUACUGUAAGAGUGAUGCUCUGGGCACGGGAUUUUAUGGCUGGAGCGAAGGAUGUGGACUUGUUGAACACUGCUGCUUGUGAACUGGCAGGUCACGUCCCUGUUUAUUCACUGAAAGACUGGGAUACACUCUCAGAAAAAGAAGUGUUACCCCUCUUCACCUCAGUGUGUAAGGACAAGUAUGAGACAGUGUUGCCUAAAGUCAUCAGUGCAUUCCAGUGAGAAAAUUAAGAUAUCCUGACAUCUUCAAGAUGCCAGAAGACCUAGACUGAAGUACUCCACUGUCUUCGAGGGUCUGAUCAACCACAAGAUGAUUGGAAGAGAAUUUGUUAAUGCAUAAUAUCAUGACACUGAAUUCCUUAAUAUUUUUUUAUAUUUCCUUUUAUUUACUUAUCCAUUUUGUGUAACUAUCAUCUGCUCCUUAGUGGAUUCAUUUUAGCUUACUGACACCUUAAAAAAUUACAAGUAAUAAUUUAUCUAAUCCCAACCAUUUCAAGAAAGAACAUAAGAAACAUGUAUUUUUAAAUCACAAUGGUGUUAUAUUAGUCCUACCAGGAGGUAGUAGACACCUAUCGAAACGAUGAUUUACUCCCAGCGAGUUCUAAUAGCACUAGCUCACAGGGUGCUGUGAACCUUCCAUUAAAGUUAGUUGUGAUCUCGCUCAACAUUUCCCUUUGUGUCUCAAACCUCAAGGGGGCAGUCACAGCUUGCCCUCUAAAACCGACACGCCUUCUUCACACAAAACUGCAUGCACUUACUACACAUGCACCCUUCAUUUGAAAAUCAAAGUUAAAAAAAUGGUGACUCCAAACCCAGCCUCAGAGUCCCCUUCUGGGGAGGGAACCACUAAUAUCCCCAGGUCAGAUUCCUCUCUUAGUAAUGACACCUCCCUCAACUUGUGUAUAAUACAUUAACUUCUACAACAUUUGUGGUCUUAGAUCUAAUUUUCAGUCCGUAAAACACCACCUCUCCUCUACUAAAUCUCAUCUUCUUUUUCUCACCGAAACACAGCUGUCUUGAAGUAAUUGAUAGUAACCCCUUCUCUGUUCCCUCCUACUUUCUCUAUUUUAAUUUUCGUUCCAAAGCUGGAUGCUGCGUCUUUAUACACAACGACUUAACUUGUUCUCGUGGCCAUGCUCUUGGAUCUUCUGAAUUUUCCACCAUCUGGUUUCGACUCAACACUCACUCUCUAACUAAAUUCAUCUAUGCUAUCUAUCUUUCCCCUAACUCUUCUGACAAUAGUAAAUUCUUCGACUGUUUAGCUUCCAAAGUGGAGCAUAUUCUGUCCUACCCUUUCGCAGAUAUUUCCAUUCUUGGAGAUUUCAAUGUUCACCACCAGCUUUGGCUUUCCCCUCCCUUCACUGACUAUUUCAACUUCACUAUAAUCCAUGGCCUAGAGCAACUGGUGCAACCCCUUACUCAUUUUUCUGACCGUCUUGGAGACAUGCCGAACAUUCUUGAUCUCUUCCUCACCUCUAAUCCUUCUGCUUAUGCUGUCAUCCUUUCAUCUCCUUUGGGCUCCUCUGAUCACAAUCUCAUUCCUGUAUCUUGUCCUAUUUCUUCAAUCUCUCUUCAGGAUCCCCUAAGCCGGAGGUGCCUCUAGCGUUUUGCCUCUGCCAGUUGGGGGGACCUGAAGAGGUAUUAUGCUGAUUUUCCCAGGAAUGAUAAUUAUUUCUGUCAGAGACCCAUCUCUUUGUGCUGAACGCAUAACAGAGGUGAUAAAUGU
Portunus trituberculatus (swimming crab) is the source of this 2749-nucleotide messenger RNA. RefSeq lists its product as uncharacterized. Lineage: Eukaryota; Metazoa; Arthropoda; Malacostraca; Decapoda; Portunidae. Gene Ontology annotation, cellular component: cytoplasm. Gene Ontology annotation, biological process: glucose metabolic process. Gene Ontology annotation, molecular function: GDP-D-glucose phosphorylase activity. The record is from RefSeq and is a predicted model, not a curated record. The coding region runs from base 1 to 1245 and encodes 414 amino acids. The transcript is spliced from 8 exons.